Molecule: messenger RNA, 1652 nt
Organism: Nerophis ophidion (straightnose pipefish)
Lineage: Eukaryota; Metazoa; Chordata; Actinopteri; Syngnathiformes; Syngnathidae
Product: ceramide synthase 2-like
Exons: 13
Coding region: 13-1392 (459 amino acids)
Biological process (GO): ceramide biosynthetic process
Cellular component (GO): membrane
Molecular function (GO): sphingosine N-acyltransferase activity; DNA binding
Source: RefSeq, a predicted model, not a curated record
GCUUUAUCUCUUAUGAUGACAAACACAAACGGCCGACAGGAGGAUUGGCGCAGCGAGGCAGCAGUGAAGCGGCGUCAUCACAGAUUUCAUCUACCUGGCGGAUCCACUGAUAGCCUAAUGGAUUUUCUGCCUGACGUGUGGAAAGAGGACUACUGGCUUCCUCCAGGCGUGACCUGGCAGGAUAUGGACCAGCUGCCCGACUCUGAGCGGCCUCUACCUGCAGACCUCCUCAUGGUUCUGCCCCUGGCUCUGGGCUUUGUGCUCCUGCGUUACGUCUUCGAGAGGUUCCUCGCCCCGCCCAUGGGCAGAUGUCUCGGGGUCAGCAACAGAUCACAAGUGGCGGCGGAGCCCUGCCCGGAGCUGGAGUCAUUUUACACGCAAAAAAACCGGCGACCCACACAGAGUGAUGUUGUCCAUUUAAUGUUCCUGUGCAGCCGAAGCCAGAGACAAGUGGAGCGCUGGUUCCGACUUCGCAGGCACCAGGACCGGCCGUGUCGGACCAGGAAGUUUGCGGAGGCCGCUUGGAGAUUCUUUUUCUACAUCACAGCCUUUAUUGCUGGGCUGGUCUGCUUGCUGGAUGCUCCUUGGUUCUGGGACCUCAGGGAAUGUUGGCGACAAUAUCCAGUUCAGCCCAUGCAGCCAGAACUUUACUGGUACUACAUGCUGGAGCUGGGCUUUUACGGCUCCCUGCUGCUCCGCAUCUCUGCGGACAUCAAGAGGAAGGACUUUAAAGAACAAGUGCUCCACCACCUGGCCACCAUCUUCCUGCUGAGUUUCUCCUACUGUGCCAACUACAUCCGCAUCGGCACCUUGGUCAUGCUUCUUCACGACUCCUCUGACAUCCUCCUCGAGUCUGCCAAAAUGUUUAACUACGGCUCAGGGUGGAGGAAGGUCUGCGACACUUUGUUUGUGGUCUUUGCCGCCGUCUUCUUUUUGACCCGACUGGUGAUUUUCCCCAGCAAGAUCAUCCACACCACCCUGGUGCUGUCCAUGGAGAGCUUCCAACCCUUUGCUGGCUAUUACUACUUCAACGCGCUCCUAAUGGUGCUGCAGGGUCUCCACGUCUUCUGGGCCGCUUUAAUCUUACGCAUGGUGCAUAAAUUCCUGAAAGGAAAGCAGGUCUUGUCUUUGUCCAUGUGGUGUCAGAUGAAACAAAAAUGGAGCUGUUUGGUCACAAUACCCAGCAAUAUGUUUGGAGGAGAAAAGCUGGACAAAGACGAACGCAGCGAUGAAGACAGCGACUUGGAGGAGGACAAGGAAGACGACUAUUGCCAGAAGACGAGUGCAGACGGUCAGAAGUACAAACGAGCUCCGCUCAGUAACAGUUGUGUCCUCAACGGUCUGACCAACCACAGAGUCUCGGUCGUCCACAGACUGCGUAACGCUCAGUAGACUUCAUUCUUUCUUAUUUUUAAACACAGCUGUAAAACAACAACAGUGUGAGUAGCAAAGCACAUGAAAAUACUAAGUUUGUUAUUUAUUUACCGUAGUUUGUAUGCCAGGAACUAAUACUUGCAUGACUUUGAAUUUUAAUGGUGGACAUAGUAAUUUUUGGUCUAUUUGUGACAUUCAGGUCUUUUUAAACCAUUAACGACACACAUAAAAUCUGCUCAGUACAAUGAGACCUCAAAUAAAAGACAUUUUAUACAUUC